AUGUCAUUAGAUGCCAUGCCUUUACCCACACAACCUAUUUUAUACAUGCGCGUGGGCCCAACGACUCAUGAGUUGUUUCUCCAGGUGGUUUCCAAGCUGUGUCAUUCGGAAACAGCGCAUCGAGACUAUGUGGUUGAUCCAUCUAGUCUUUUAAGUCGAUCCGUCUAUCUAAAUAAACCAAUCAUUAUCGUCACAGUGAACUACCGCCUCAAUAUAUUUGCUUUCGGAGACGAAACCAGCGAUCCAAACCUGGCUCUCAAAGAUCAAAGAGCUGCGCUGGAAUAUGUCAGGCUGCAUAUUGCUGGAUUUGGUGGAGACCCAGAAAACAUCACGAUUGCUGGAGAGAGUGCCGGCGCCAUGUACUCUCAUGCGCACGCGGUAAUGGGUGCCCCAGUUCGCCAGUGUAUCCUGCAAUCCGGCACAAUGUAUUUAUCACCUCCCCAGCCACCCGAGGCCACUUCUGCUCUGAGAAAACGAUUGAGCAUUAUCCUUUCGUCUCUUGGAGGCUAUGAUCUGCGUACCGCUCCUGCUUCCCAUCUUCUAGAGGCCCAGGCGAAGAUGGGGUUGAUGUCAUAUUACAUCCAGAUGGAACCGAAGCUGGAGGGCUGGCAACAAAAAUGGGGGAAUGUUGAGAGAAUCGCCAUUGGUGACAAUGAGUAUGAGUCCGCUAUCUGGAAGAUUGGAAUUGACGCUUUGGAGCCCUCAACAAUCUGCAGCGCAUUUGACCUCGCAGGAUCGUGCGAAAAAGCCGAGCUACUCAAAAGAGUGUACGGUAUAGUUCCUGGUCGUGCUAUUUCUUGCAAAUUAGGCGCUCUUGACUUCCUGAAUGACGUCCGUUUCACCCUGCCCACAGGCCUUGUUGCCGAGCAGAGCCGCCGUGCUCGGCGUCCUGUCUUUGGCUUCUUGAUAGACCAGCCCAAUCCAUGGCAGUCAUCCAGCCGAGCGCAUCACGGAGUUGACUUGCUUUAUCUGUUUCGGGGCUUCAACUUUCCUGAUCAAUCGGCGUGGAAGGUGUCGGAAGAAAUGCAGCGAAAAUGGAUUGAGUUUAUUUCCGGGGAGGAUCCUUGGCAGGAAGGGCGAUUCUACGCCUUUGGGCCCUUUGGGAGAUGUGAAGAAGUGAAUGUUGCUGAUCGAAGAAGAUAUCGUCACUUAGACGCUGUGUUGGAGGCUGGCCCGCAAAAUAUAGAAGCCGUGUUCAAAGCCAUCGCGGCUGGGCGAACCAGUCUUUUGAGUUGA
This is a messenger RNA of Penicillium brevicompactum, 1236 nucleotides long. RefSeq lists its product as uncharacterized. The coding region runs from base 1 to 1236 and encodes 411 amino acids. The transcript has 4 exons. NCBI's taxonomy places the organism in Eukaryota, Fungi, Ascomycota, Eurotiomycetes, Eurotiales, Aspergillaceae. The record is from RefSeq and is a predicted model, not a curated record.